Molecule: messenger RNA, 1357 nt
Organism: Saccostrea cuccullata (small rock oyster)
Lineage: Eukaryota; Metazoa; Mollusca; Bivalvia; Ostreida; Ostreidae
Product: programmed cell death protein 6-like
Exons: 6
Coding region: 86-661 (191 amino acids)
Molecular function (GO): calcium ion binding
Source: RefSeq, a predicted model, not a curated record
AAUUUAAGCAUCAAAUAAACAUUGAUUGGAAAAAUUUCGCAAAAUUUGGCAGUCCCUCUGAGUUAGUGAAAGGUAAACCAAAGUGAUGGCAUACUACGGACAGCAGCAACAGGGAUAUCAAGGGAACCCACAACAGGCAUCCCCGGGAGUUGAUCCUAAUUUCCUCUGGGGCGUUUUCCAAAGGAUAGAUAAAGAUAGAAGCGGUGAAAUAUCGGCUUCAGAACUUCAGCAAGCUCUAUCAAAUGGUUCCUGGACUCCCUUUAAUCCAGAAACUGUCAGACUGAUGAUAGGAAUGUUUGACAGAGACAACAGUGGAUCAAUAAAUUUUCAGGAAUUCUCCUCCCUUUGGAAAUAUGUCACAGACUGGCAGAACACAUUCAGGAGUUAUGACAGAGAUAAUUCUGGUUCAAUUGAUAGAAAUGAACUGAAGAAUGCUCUCACAAGCUUUGGUUACAGGCUAUCGGAUAAGUUCUAUGAAAUCUUAAUCAGGAAAUUUGACAGACAAGGCCGAGGGACUGUGGCAUUUGAUGACUUCAUCCAGUGCUGUGUGGUUCUACAGACCUUGACCAAUGCCUUCCGAUUCUAUGACACAGAUCAAGAUGGAUGGAUUCAGAUUGGAUAUGAACAGUUCCUGAUGCUUGUGUUCAACCUUAGAUCAUGAUCAGCCUGGAGCUGAAACCCUCCCUGUGUAUACUAACUAAUAAUAUAGCUUUUUUCAAUGUUAUACAUUGUACAUUUAUUUAAAUUACCAGCAAUAACUCUACUUCAAAUUUUUAUAAAGAUUCCCAGUGGCUUUGAAAUGUGCUUUAAAUACAUUCUAUGAAUUAAUCUUUGCUGAUCUGGGAAGAACUUAAGAAAUUUAACAUUCUUGUAAACUGCAUAUCAUGUGUGAAACAGCUUUAUUUGUGAAAGAGUUUUAUAUUUGCUUCUGUGGAACAGAUUUUUUUUAUCACAAUAAGGGUACAGUUAUUCCAGUUUACUUGUUAAUCAUAUUUAACCAUAUAGAUUUUCUGUCACAAAGUAGGUAAAGCAUUAUGUGCUUUUACAAGCCAAGUGGAAAUUUUUACUGCUGGAACUUCAGUUUUCUAUAUAAAUUUUGAACUUCACUUUAAUGUUACAAUAUUCAAUAUUGACUGACUUUUGUAUGCAAGGAAUAUUUAACCUAUUUAAAUUGAUUUUUUUUAUUACAAGGUAUAAUAUUGUCUCAAGUUUUUAUUAUGGUUAUUCCUCCUUACAAUAAUCAGAGCCUCUAGAGGCUAAUUUUUCUCCUUGAACAACAAUUAACUGAAACACUUUAGAAGGUGGUGCUGCGAUGACUUUGAAAAUUAUAUAGAAUCGCGAUUGUCUUAAUCAUUUC